GUAAAAUAUCAUUGUUUUCAAACAUCAUAUCCAUUUUAAUUUCCGUAUUGUAUUUGGUUCCAGUCGACGACAAUAACGAAAGAGGGAUUCCGAUAUGUCUCUUUCGAAACCAUUGCUGGUUGCAGCCAUAGAUUUCGGUACGAUGUACUCGAGUUGGGCGUUCUCCUUUCGUCAUGAAUACGAAAGUGAUCCAACACAGAUAUCAGCAAAACAGUGGCUGAAACAUGAAUCGACGAAGGGACCAACAACGGUUUUGAUAAAACCCGAUGGAAGAACCCUGGAGGCAUUUGUCUUUGAGGCGGAGACAAGAUACGCAGAACUGAUAGACGAAGAGGCGCAUGAAUCGUACUACUUCUUCAAAAGGUUUAAAAUGAAGUUAUGGAACCAGAAAAUCGAACGGGAUAUGGUCAUUCAAGACGAAAAUAGUCGUUAUCUAUCUGCAAAAACUGUGUUUGCACCAUCGAUCAAGCUGGUAUCGAAGAAACAAGUUGCUCUAGAACCAGAGGCAGCGUCAUUGUUUUGUCGCCACCUACCGGUUGAACGAAGAGGAAAUAAAACGUCGCUCGGCAUACCGAAAGCUGGACAGAGAUAUCUGGUGUUGGAUGCGGGAGGUGGGACAAUAGAUAUCACCGUCCAUGGAGUGUUGCGUUCGAUGGAGGUAAAGGAACUGUACAAGGCGAGCGGCGGUGCGUGGGGUGGAACUAAGGUCGACGAAGCCUUCAAAGGUUUCAUCAAUGACAUUGCAGGGUUCGACGCCAUGGCCGAUUUAAAGCGAAACCACUUGUACGAUUUCAUUGAUUUGUUUCGUCGAUUCGAAAACAAGAAGCGGUCCAUUUCUCCAGACAAGGACAGCAAGAUGAUUAUACCCCUUCCUCUGUCCCUGUGUACCUUGAUAGAGAAACGACAGGGACGAGCCUUGUGUGACCUCAUCAAGAACACGUAUUACGCCUCUUCGGUGUCAAUGACAAACGAAAAGGUCAAGAUCGACGCUAGCGUUGCCAGACGGUAUUUCGAAACAUGUGUUUCAAGCACUGUUGGGCACUUGAAGAACAUUCUAAGCUUGCCAGUAAACAGGGGUGUAGAAGCUAUUUUGAUGGUAGGUGGAUUUUCCGAAUCGCCUAUGCUUCAACACGCUGUGAGCAAAGAGUUCGGAGCUCUAAAAAGAAUUGUUCCACGGGAAGCAAGCCUGGCAGUACUGAAAGGGGCUGUAAUAUUUGGGCACAACACAAAAGCUAUCAAAGAACUAUCGACAGGGUUUGAAGCAAAGAUUGCAGCUUUAGUAGAAAAACUAUCAGAAGAAGAGCAUGAGAUUCAGGAAUGGAAACUGAAAAUAGAAACACCUGAACAACAUAUGGUGGAAGUAAAACGGAAUAAGGAAGAAGUUCUUAGCCGACGUAAGAGAGGGGUAGUUGAUCAUAGACUUGGACUUUUUGUUGGCAAGCCGGGCCCCCCAGGCAUCCCUGGACACCAAGGUCCACCAGGCAGAAUCGGAUCUAUAGGUCAGAAAGGUCACAAAGGCACCAGUGGACGCCCAGGCUUACGCGGCCCACCAGGCCCAUACGGGCAUCCUGGCUGGCCCGGACCACCAGGUUUUGUCGGCUUCCCGGGCAAGAUAGGUGAGAAAGGUUUCCCUUGUUACGACGGAAUCCCUGGGAUUAUCGGUGACGUAGGCUGGGCUGGUGUAAAUGGCAAACAUGGGUUUAGAGGCCCUCCUGGGUAA
Messenger RNA from Mya arenaria, 1720 nucleotides. RefSeq names its product heat shock 70 kDa protein 12B-like. The transcript has 12 exons. The record is from RefSeq and is a predicted model, not a curated record. NCBI's taxonomy places the organism in Eukaryota, Metazoa, Mollusca, Bivalvia, Myida, Myidae. The coding region runs from base 95 to 1720 and encodes 541 amino acids.